Messenger RNA from Arctia plantaginis, 2613 nucleotides. The record is from the annotation of a GenBank genome assembly. NCBI's taxonomy places the organism in Eukaryota, Metazoa, Arthropoda, Insecta, Lepidoptera, Erebidae.
AUGGCAUCUAGCUCGACAUCGACAACGUUAUCUGAGAGUGGUUAUAUUUUCUCACCCAAGCGAUAUUACAUUAACAAUUUGGACAGUUACCAUGGGGCGUAUAUAGUAAAAGAAAUUAGUAAAAUAAUAGCGGAGAAAAACGUGCCAUCUCCGAAACAAUCUUCACGAACAUUGGUCGGAGAAGAUGUUCAAGUGCCUUCAUUUACUCCACCUGAACAACCUUAUGAGAUUAUAGGUACAGUAACUAACCCAAAGCUCAAGAGUAUAGACAACGUGGCGAGAUUUGUACCGAAAGAAGAAUGUGUACCACAGAUGUUGACGUGCGGAACAGUUAUUCUGGACAUAAGUUACGACAGAGAUGAGCUUAAAGUAGCAAUGGAUUAUAUGAAUGUGUUAAAUGAACUAAUAGAAAAACAAAAACCUCCGCCCAAGGAUGAUGACGAUGAGCCCACUGCCACUACGGCCGUAGAUACAGAUAAACGUAUAUUGAUACUGAUAUCUACCGUCAUGUCGUGGGGCAGUACUAAACCCAUGGAUCCAGAUAACCCAGAUAUGCCAUUCAUCGAAUUGGAUUUUCGUAAAAGAAAGCCACAUCCUAAUUAUAAGAUGCACUAUGAUAUUGAAAAUGAAGUAAUCGGCGUUGCCAGGAAGUAUAGGUCACAGAUUGGAGCUUUGGUAAUAGCGACAGGAGUAACGUACGGAGGACGAGAGGACGUACUAUUCUAUUGGUUUCAAAAGGCUUGGGAAUGCGAACCUGUAUUGCCAAUUUUAGGUCGUGGAAGGAAUGUAAUACCUUUAAUUAAUGUUCUCGAUUUAGCAAAAAUUGUGUACAAUUUAGUUGUGGACUUUCCAAGGAAGCUUUACAUUUUAGCAGUUGAACAAAACGUCACAAAACAAAGAGAGAUAGUGAAACCACUCGGACGUGCGAUUGGUUCUGGAAUGUUCAAAUGUAUAUCACCGGAAGACGCUUUUUUGAUUCCAGAAAUAGACCAAAGAAUCUUUGACCUUAUGACUUUAAACUUAAAUAUGGAGCCAACUUUCAUAGUUGAGACUAUGGGACUGCAGUGGACAUCGGAAUUGACUUUUGGAGAAAAUGUACCGACUCUUAUGAAGCAGUUCAAGAAAGAGAGGACAUUAAAACCAUUUAAGAUUCUCGUAUACGGUCCUCCAAUUGUGGGCAAAACUACAUUAGCGAAGCUUAUUUGCCAUAAUUACGGUCUCGUCUACAUUUCUCCAGAAACUGUCGCCCAAGACCUACUUUCGGAUUUAGCGUGGCGUGUCAAUCAUUGGGAUGUUGGUGAGACGGCAGCGUUGGCUCCACCCACCGGUGAAGAAGAAGAGCCGGUCGAUGAGGAUGAUGAUGCUGAAGACGAGGAUGCGCAGGCUGUAGUGCGACAAACACUAAGUAUUCUCCAGUCUGGACGGGCGCCUACUGAUGAAGAGAUCAUGGGAUACUUGCGACAGAAAAUGUUGUCUCGUGAUGCUAUAAACAGAGGAUGGGUUCUUGAUGGAUUUCCCACAAAUAUGGCACAAUGCGCAGCGCUGUUUGAGAAAGGCGAAGAACAAGAUUCUGAAAGCGCUGACGGAGCAGAACAUGAGCCUUUUGAUGAAGAUGUUGAUUUGUACAGUAACGUAUUGAAAAAGCUUUUGCCAGAUAUCGUUGUAUCGCUAGAAGCCACUGACGAAUUUUUAUGCGAUAAAGCAAUGCGACAGCCUGAGGGAGACCCUAGGUUUGACGAAGAGACCGUUUUAAAGAGGUUGAAUGACUUUCGCUUCGCUGAUUCACGUGAAACUACUCCGUUGAACUUUUUUGACGAAUUGGAUAUACAUCCUUUAGUCGUACCCGUAAAGGAACAUCAAGAUUAUGAUAUGAAACUUUCAUACCAUAACGUAGAACUGCGUAUGGGUCGCCCAUGUCGCUAUGGUAAACUCCUUGGUCUUAUUGAAGCAGCGGAAAAGAAGGAAAAAGAAGAACGUAAAUUAAGAAAAGCAGCUGAAACGAAAGCUUUAGAAGCUCUUGAGCGUAGCCUAAAAGAGGAACGAGAAGAGAAAAUGGAAUAUUGGACUGAGUUGUAUGCAUUACUUCGAGAGGAGGAAGAGGCUGCGUUAGCGGCAGCUGGCGAACCUAUGCGCAACUAUCUUAUUCAUCACAUCUUCCCCACAUUAACCCCUGCUCUUCUCGAAGUCGCUAAAUUACGCCCAGAGGACCCGGUAGACUUCCUCGGAGAUAAUCUAAUCAAAUUGAACCCUCAUGCUAAGAAGCUCGAUCCGAAAUUGAGAAGACUCAUUGAAACUUUUUUAAGUAGACAAGGUGCUGCUAAUAGUGGCAUUAACAUAUGUAAAAUUGAAAAAGAUGUAACUCAUGUGACGGAUAAAGAUAAAGAUGAUCUUGAAGUUGCGGAACAGCUGUUCAAAUUGAAUCCGAGCGGUAAGAUGCUUGAACCAGGAUAUAAUUUACAAGCAGAGAAGUUAUUGGGCAAAAUUAAAAUCCUCGACGACGCUAUCAAGAAUCUUGACAUCAAAAUCGAACCGCUUUUUGUUGAAGUAGAGGAUACUUCUCAAAGUAGUUCUGCGGCAGCGGCUAUUGCCAAUAAACUAAUGGGACCUUUAUAA